CGACGUUCCCAAUUCAAUCAAUCACAUUUGAUUUAGUCCUUUUCACACACACAAAAAAACGACAGAAAAGUAAAGUGUAGACGUGCUUUACAAUAGACUAACCCUGAGAGCAAACAGCAGCGCAGGGCCAACGAAACUGACAGGGACUUUUUGGGGUUUGUUGUCGGACUAAUGUUUGAAUUUGGGGUUUUACUGAUCUAUUCUAUUCUAUUCGACCUUUCUCUAACGGGACAAGUGGUACCAGGGUCGAAUAACCGGCCAGGACAAACCGUCUCAUAGCCUAGACAAUGAUGAACGGUUGUCUUAUUCGCGUGUUAAUAACAACAAUAUUGUUUUCACUCGUUGUGAAUAACACGACACGGAUAAAAAAAAAUAGCGACAAAGAAAAGUGACUUAAUUAAUUAAAUUGUAAUUAACUAGAUUCAAUAUAAGGUAGAGCCAUAUACAACGGGAAGUUGUUGAUGACCAUGGAAGACUAUGAGCGUGGUGUGGCUAUAGGAUUCAGAGGUCUUUGGCUACGGAGAAUUUGGGACUUGAAAUUAAACGACAGUUAUCAUAUGACACAUAUUAGGCUUUAUAGGACAACAUAUAGACAAUAGAUCAAGGCUAAUUAGUUACAUGACGAAGAUCAGGCAAGAAUCUGUAUAAAUACAACAACUAGCUACUAAUCUAAGAUCAUAGUUGACUUUUUUGUUGUUUACGAGACAGUCCAAUGUGUUGACCAAUCCUUAGUCUACAUAACAAUAAGAGGUAGCCUGAAUCACAUGGAUCAUUCAAACGCGCAUAUCCUUACACAUACACUCCGGCCGGUUUAUAGCACGAGGGAGUGAGUUCAUUCGCUGGACGGUUCCUCCUCUCUCCGGUCCUCUCCGGUGUGAAGUUCAAGGCGUUUUGUGUUCCUUCUCAACAAAAAAAAAAUACGACAGACGUUUGUUAUUGGUCGGUUGAGGACGUUACAUCACUCCCGGUGAUGACGCGGCCCGUGUCUUCGCGCAUCCUUUCAGCCUUCCCGCGUCUUUAAGUGAUUCUUGUCGCUCCGCGAACCGCUCCAGCCUCCCGACCGUUAGUGAGAGAAACAACCGACUAACGUUUCCUGUCUCUGAAGGAGACUGUCUCUCUAGAUUCUCUUUCUCUCUCUCUCUCCGCUCGCCGCUGUCCAGAGAAAUUAUCAUAUUUAGCACACCGGCGAACGAACGACUUUUUCUUUUCUGUAUUUGACUAAGAAGCUCAGUUUUCUUCCCGUCUAACGUUACCGAGACCCCUCGAUAUGUCCCUUUAGCUGCCCCUCGGAAUGCCAGACCAUGACAACUCAGCCCUAAGCAGACAGACCAAGCGACGCCGCGUGGACAUCGGGGUGAAGAGGACUGUGGGUAGUGUAGUCUACGCUCAGAGAACCAGAGAGACCCUCCUAUUCAACACCAUGAAUCAAUCCCACGGCCCCGAGCAGGACAGAGGCUGCUCAUUGGUCCCUCACAGUCACAGUGGGUCCAAUGGGGACGGAGAGAAGUCCAAUGUUCUCCGGAAGCUUCUGAAACGGGCUAACUCGUACGAAGAUGUCAUGAUGCCUUUCCCUGGUACCACCAUCAUCUCUCAGCUGCUGAAGAGUAACAUGGGGAAGAAUGGAGACAGCGAGGGAGGCUUCCAAGGUAGUGGCGGUCUCUCCAGCGCUGGGUCAGAUUUCCAAGCGGAGGAUGUCUGCAGUAACUCCUCCCGAGACAGAGACAGCCCCCUCGCCCCCUCUCCUGCCCCCUCCUCCCCCUGCCUCCCCCCCUUCGGCCGCCCCCCUCCCCCCCACCCCUCUCUUACCCCUCUGGACCUGGAGCGCCUCACGGACGAGCACCUGCGUGCCAAACGAGCCAGGGUGGAGAACAUCAUCCGGGGCAUGAGCCAUUCCCCCUGCGUGGCUCCACCUGCUCUCCAUCCCAGAGAGAGGGACAGGGACCGAGAGAAAGGGAACAAGACGGGGAGAAGAGAGGACAGGGAGAGGGAAAGGGACUGUCCCCCACUGCAGCCUCCCAGCCCUGGGUCUCUCUCAAGAGGGGGAGAGGGGUACAGGGAGAACAAGAGAAAGCAGCGACUCCCCCAGCAGCAACAGCAGUCCUUUACUCAGCUGGUGUGUGUCAGACAGGAGAAGAGACUAGAGGAGAGACGACAACUCAAACUACAGCUAGAGGAUAUGCAGAAGCAGCUUCGUCAACUGCAGGAGAAGUUUUAUCAGAUCUAUGAGACUGAGACUGAGGAGGAGGAGGAGGAGGAGGAGAGAGCAGGAGGAGGGGAGGAGGACGGGAACCUGUCAGAGAACAGCGUCCGCUCCGACGGUUUGGAGAACACACGCGGCGACCGCCGCGGCAACCGUAACCGUGCCGACGGUAUCUGUGAUGAUCUGUCAGAGUUGGUCGACGACCCAGGUCUGUUUCUGGACCGAGCCAGAGCACUGUUACGAGAACAGGCCCUGGUGGCUGGAGAGAAGGAGGAGGGAGAGAAGGAGGAGGGAGAGAGGGAGGGGGGAGAGAGGGAGGGGGGGAGGAGGCCGAAGAGGGAUUGGGACCGAGGGGAGAGAGGGGCAGGAGGGGGGCCGAUGCGAGCAGAGGGGAGGCAGCUAGCCGAGACUCUGAAACAGGAGCUCAACUCUGCCAUGUCACAGGUGGUCGACACCGUGGUUACCGGGUUCCAUCAUCAUCUUCAACACCAUCCCUCUCGUCACAGUGGCUCCCAGAACCCCCCCUCUGCCACUAAAGCUCCCUCACAGGCCUCCUUCCCUCGCUUCCCCCCCUCCCUCGCCACUGACUCUCGCUUCGGGGGAGUCAGCAUGAACAUGAACGGCGACAGCCCCAACUUUCACUCAGCCAAUCAGAGGCUGCCGUGCUUUGGCGACGUCAUCAUCCCGAGCACGCUGGACUCGUUCGGGGGCCUCAGUGUUCCGACGGCCGGUGACCAGACAGAAGCACUGCCUCUAGUAGUCAGGAAGACCAGCGCCGACCCACACCAACAGAACCCCUCUCUCCCUCCUCCUCCUCCUCAACCCCACCACCCCUCCCUCCAUUCCUCCCCCCUCUCUGCCUCUCUGGGGUUCUCCUCUCCCUCCUUCCGACACCCCUUCCCCCUCCCACUGAUGGGCUACCCUUUCCAUAGCUUCUCCAAAGACCAGCGCUCCUCCCCUGAGUCCAUGGACCUCUCCAGGGAAACUGUGGGGCUGCGGACCAAGAUGGUGUCGGGCGGGGGCGUCCAUUUUGUCUCCCACCACCACCACCACAGGCAGAGCUCUCCGCCCCAACAUGGAGGAGGGAGCGAGGGGCUGUCGCUCAUCAAGUCAGAGUGUGGAGACCUUCAGGACAUGGCUGAUAUAUCACCUUAUUCAGGAAGUACU
This is a messenger RNA of Salvelinus fontinalis (brook trout), 3367 nucleotides long. RefSeq names its product prospero homeobox protein 1-like. The record is from RefSeq and is a predicted model, not a curated record. Lineage: Eukaryota; Metazoa; Chordata; Actinopteri; Salmoniformes; Salmonidae. Gene Ontology annotation, molecular function: DNA-binding transcription factor activity, RNA polymerase II-specific; RNA polymerase II cis-regulatory region sequence-specific DNA binding. Gene Ontology annotation, cellular component: nucleus. Gene Ontology annotation, biological process: regulation of transcription by RNA polymerase II.